CCAAGUCCCUUACCCAAAGAACACGUCCAAGAGUGAGUGAGAGAAUUGAAUAUUUGAGUUCGUAAAUCAGUUGUUUUUUUGGUGCGGAAGUAAAAAUAUCAUAAAACAAAAAUGUCUGGCUGUGGUUGUGGCUCUAGCUGCUCGUGUGGAAGUGGCUGCAAAUGUGGUAGAAACCCUGACCUCGGUUACUCCGAGAAGACCACCACUGAAACCAUCAUUGUUGGGGUUGCACCAGUUAAGAUAGACAAUGAUGGAUCGGAGGUGAGCCAUGGAACAGAGAACGAGGGGUGCGGCUGCGGCAGUAACUGCCAGUGCGACCCAUGCACGUGCAAAUGAUCAAAACUUGGACAAUUAUAGAGCCCAUAAGGAGGCCUAUAAAUAAUAAUUAAGAAAAAGAAAAUUAUUAUAUGGUGCUGAGUCUGUGGUUGGGAUCUAUAUGAUAAAAAAAAGCCUGAUGUAAAUAAGACUGCCAUGGAGUUUGAAGUAGUAUUUUUAUUUCAUGGCUUUGUUUAAUUUCUGUGUUUCUGCUUAGAUAUAUAAAUCUUGGGCUUGAUUCUGCUUUUGCUAGUAUUGGGGCAAUGGAGUUCGUUGUCUUUGUUUUGGUCUUCAACUGAAACGCUAAAUUAUGUUUUAACAAUUUCAAGUA
Molecule: messenger RNA, 646 nt
Organism: Ziziphus jujuba (common jujube)
Lineage: Eukaryota; Viridiplantae; Streptophyta; Magnoliopsida; Rosales; Rhamnaceae
Product: metallothionein-like protein type 2
Exons: 3
Coding region: 112-336 (74 amino acids)
Molecular function (GO): metal ion binding
Source: RefSeq, a predicted model, not a curated record